AGGAAAUCCUAUAGACGCAAAAUCUAUAUAAGUCUAAGAAAAUGCCAAGAGAAAAAGAAUAUCCAGAAGCAUCAGAAACAAUCAAGCUCAUCUCAUCUCUUCAAGUCCAACACUCCCAACUCAACCCUCAUCAUGAAGUUCACUCUCUUCCUCGCUGCCGCCAGCCUUGCCCUCGCUGCUCCUGGCACCAAGCUCACUCCCCGUGACACUUCCCCCGUUGUCCCUCGCUCUGCCCGCCGAGCCAAGUACAGCUCUCACCCCAACCAGAGACUUUGGUCUCUUGACUCCGAGGCUCGCACCAAGAACGACCAGUACUCUGGCAACUGGGCUGGAGCUGUCCAGAUCGGCAGCGGAUACAACAAAGUCCAGGGCACCAUCACCGUCCCUGAGGUCAGCGGUGCCGACGGCGCUGCUGCCUCUGCUUGGGUUGGUAUUGACGGAGAUACCUGCCAGACUGCCAUUCUCCAGACUGGUAUCUCCUUCUACGCUGAUGGAUCCUUCGAUGCUUGGUAUGAGUGGAUUCCCGACUAUGCCUACAGCUUCAGCAACUUUGACGUCUCUGUCGGCGAUCAGAUCCGCAUGACCGUUGAUGCUUCCUCCAAGACCAAGGGUGUUGCUACCCUUGAGAACUUGACCACCAACCAGAAGGUCACGCACAGCUUCACCAACACUCCUUCUACCCUCUGCGAGACCAACGCUGAGUGGAUUGUUGAGGCUUUCCAGGAGGGUGGUAGCCAGGUUGACCUUGCCAACUUUGGCACUGUCACUUUCACCAAUGCUGUUGUCUCUGGAACCAAGGGUACUUCUGGUCCUUCUGGUGCUCAGAUCAUUGACAUCUCUCCUGACCAGGGCCAGACUGUCCAGGCUGUUGGUUCUAUCACCAGCAACUCUGUUACUGUGAAGUAUGUUGGUAACUAGAGAUGAGGAGGAUUUUAGCUUGAUUGUUGACUGGAAAUUACUUGGAUGAGUUGCAUGAAAUAAGAUGUGAAAGUUCGGUACAUAUUACGGAAGUGUUGAAGAUGGAGAGAGGUUGGAUCGAGUUAGUACUUCAAAGUAUAUAUAAAUUGGAUAACGUACAUGGCUG
This is a messenger RNA of Fusarium odoratissimum NRRL 54006, 1084 nucleotides long. RefSeq lists its product as uncharacterized. Lineage: Eukaryota; Fungi; Ascomycota; Sordariomycetes; Hypocreales; Nectriaceae. The transcript has a single exon. Bases 133 to 918 code for a protein of 261 amino acids. The record is from RefSeq and is a predicted model, not a curated record. Gene Ontology annotation, biological process: proteolysis. Gene Ontology annotation, molecular function: glutamic-type endopeptidase activity.